CGACCUACUGGUGCGAGAUUUUGUAAACAAGAAAUUUUAACGAUUUUUUUUAACAAAUAGGAUUCUUUACUCCACAUAAAGAAAAAUUAAAAGAAAUCAUGAUGAAGUACAAAAAUACAGCAGAAUCAUCACCCUUGAUGAUUGAAUCGGAACCUGAAUAUAUUCCACAGGAAGAAAACCCACUGGCUACAACAGUCUCGAAGAAAAAGAGAACCAGAAAAACAUCACUUGUGAUCAACGAUAGCAUUAUUUUACUGGUGGAAUUCUGUCAAAUAUUUGCUUUGAUUCAAUCCAUGUCAUUAAGAUGGGCAUUUCCUUACUCUUGGAUCAAUGCAACUUACUACACCUUUUGGAUCAAUCUGGAUUUUUGGGAGUUUUUUAAAGUGAACAGUGAAACGUAUAAAGGAAUUCAGAACUAUGACAAUCCCAGUGUUGAAAUGCCGUUUAGUUAUGACUAUUAUUUACUAGUAAUUGGACUCCUGGUUCUUUUAACAUUGUUCAUUUUUCUAGUGACUUAUCUAAUCCUGAGAUUUCGCAGGCGACCAUAUUUGUUUGUUCAUGUUUCACGAAUGCAGCGAGCUGUGACGAUAUUGUGUCAGAUUUUUACUAUUCCAGUAGGCGUGGCCUUGUUUCGUUUAUUUCAGUGCAACUCUGUCAAUCAAGUUGAUGUAAUGAAUGACGUUCAAUGUUUUGCUGACAUUCAUUGGGCGUAUAUCGCUCCCAGUGUUUUAGUAUUCGUGGGAUUAUUUCUGGCAUUUCCUGUCUGGAUGAUUUACAGAAUUCGACGUGAAGUUUUAGCAGCAACGACUGAUCAUCACGAGAGUUAUCUCCAGUUGAAAGAAAUGGAAUAUAUGUCUGGAUUGGAUGUAAUUUGGGUCGUGAAAGGAUUCCAUUUAUUUUCAUCAUUCAAUCUACGUGCAGUUUUCUACCGUCCGAUUAUACAAUUUUUUAAGCUGGUUUUGUUGAUAGUUUAUGCUGCAGCCUUCUCCAAUAUUUUUGCUCAGGCUUUAUCAACAGCCGUGGUUCUCUCUGCCUUCUGGUUAUUGAUGCUGUACCUUCGUCCCUUCCGUAUUACCAGUUUUAACGUGAUGGUUAUAUUCGGAUAUCUGUGUUUAUUGGGGGAUGUUAUAUUUGGAUCAUGUAUCUCAUAUUCCAAACCCUCCUUAGUGGAAUCACCGUGGCUCGUACAGCCCUAUGCUGUCUGGGUUUUAGCCUCCAUUAACCUCAUUCUGGUGUUAGCCUGUAUUCUUUUCCUUCUUCAUCUCAUGAUUUACACGCUAUGCUGCUACAGAAAGAUGGGGAAGGAUCCAAUAUGGCCGUCAAUGGUGGCGAGAAACAACAGCCAGGUUAGCAAAGAGACCAAGAAAUAUAUAUAUGCUGUUUUAAAAGGAAGAACAGUUUUAGAGAAAUGUCGAACCAUGCCACCAUUGUUUUCACCAGUCCAUGAAUUAACUCAGCAGAUACAGGUUAUUAACGCGUUUUUACGAGAAUCUGAGAAGUUAGAGGAUGGUCUACACGAUACAUUGUGGGAUUUAUUAGAUGAGAUGAUCGAUACUCACAGACAGAUUGAACCACAAUCUUUAUUCUCUGAUGAUGUGAAAGAAUCAAUCAAACAGAAUGCUGAAGAAUUUCUAACGUAUAUGCCGAGUUUUUCACGUCGAUUAGCUCAGAGAGAUUACGAUUUUAUUCUGGUUUCACCGUUAAAGAAACGUCUGUUGUUAAAAAUGAACAUCCUGGGCAUGUUUUUACACGGUAGAAAAUACCAAAAACAAAAACAACAUAUGAUGUAUCCAGAAAUAAAGAAAAUGUGGCCUCAUUCCCCUAAGAAAACUACCACUUUAUUAGAUGGAGAAUAUUGUGAUGAUUUAUAUCCUGAAAGAUUAUUGGGACCUGAUACAGAGGAAAUGUUUGAAUCAUCAACUCUUCAUUUUCCUUUAGAACUGACAGAUAUAGAUGAGUCUGAUGAAACAGAAAGUACAGCCAUGUUGAUACGACCUAAUUCUAUCAGUGAUUUUAAAUCUCAAAGUGGUAGUUUGAUUUCAUUAAGAUCAGGAAAAGAUAACCCAGGGUUUAUAACAGAUCAGCCCACAAUUAAAGAUGAUAAAUUGAUAUUAAUGGAUCAAGAGAUCGGAGAAUCAUCCGUAGAUGAAACUCAACAAAAUAUGUCGAAACACGCUGAAAAUCUUAUUUCUUUGCUUGAUGAAACCAACCAAUCAGAUUCUGAGACGAACUUGGAUAAAUUUUCAACGAAUUUGAAAAGUUCUGGAUUGCCUGAAACGCAAUCUGAUUCGUCAAAACAAAAUGAAGACUUAAUAACGACACAUGACGAAACUGGUUCACCCAACAAUGAUGUUGAUUUGGAACAAAAGAGAAAAGAAUAUUUGAUAAAUACAGUUGAUGAAACUGGAGCGCCACAAUCUGACGUAAAUUUAGACAAAUUUCCUGCGACUUUGAAGAUUUCUGGUGUAGAAGAAGGGGAGACAACUACAGAUUUAAUAGAAAUUGAGUCUGAAGAGGAAGAAGAAGAGGAAGAGAAAGAAUUAAAAUCUAAGAAAGGAGGGAAGGGCAGAAAGGGUAAGGGCAAAUCAUCAACAGGAAAAAAAGGCAAGAAGAAGAAAUAG
Molecule: messenger RNA, 2621 nt
Organism: Lottia gigantea (owl limpet)
Lineage: Eukaryota; Metazoa; Mollusca; Gastropoda; Lottiidae
Exons: 8
Coding region: 99-2621 (840 amino acids)
Source: RefSeq, a predicted model, not a curated record